AUGGAGUCACCCUUGGCAGUCCUCGCACUGGCGCUGGCCAACCUCGCCAUAGCCUCACCAACGCCACUCGAUAAGCGCGCCGAAAACUGCGAGCAAUAUGGCAGCGUCCAGACUGGCGAUUACACAUUCUACAACAACCUGUGGGGUCAAGCUCAAGCCACUUCUGGACAGCAAUGCUUCGGCGUCACUGGGCUCACCAACAACCUGCUAUCCUGGGCAACGACAUGGUCCUGGCUGGGCGAUACCUCCGUCAAGUCAUACGCAAAUGCCGUCCUUGGAUCCUUGGUCACAUCACCAAAGCAACUUGCAACAGUCUCGUCGUUGGACUCAGAGUGGUCUUGGACAAAUGAGGGCAGUGAUGUUGUGGCAGAUGUUGCAUCCGACUUGUUCACUUCAUCCUCCGCCGAAGGUGAUGAGGAGUUUGAGAUCAUGAUCUGGCUUGCCGCUCUGGGCGAUGCCGGGCCAAUCUCAAGCACAUACGGCGCUGACGGCGAUCCCACCGCACUGGCAACAACCACCAUCGCGGGCACAGACUGGAGCCUGUAUAAGGGUCCUGAUGGGCAGAUGACAGUGUACUCCUUCGUUGCGCCAAGCGAUGUGAAUGCCUUCAGUGGCGACCUCAUGGACUUCUUCGACCACUUGGUCCAGCAGCAGGGUUUCUCAACCAGCCAAUAUCUCAUCAGCGCCGGCGCUGGAACCGAGGCAUUCUCUGGCAGCGACGUUACCUUUACCACUUCUGCAUACAGCUUGACGGUAGCAUAG
This is a messenger RNA of Fulvia fulva, 762 nucleotides long. RefSeq names its product putative xyloglucan-specific endo-beta-1,4-glucanase A. The record is from RefSeq and is a predicted model, not a curated record. Gene Ontology annotation, biological process: polysaccharide catabolic process. The transcript has 2 exons. Gene Ontology annotation, molecular function: cellulase activity. Bases 1 to 762 code for a protein of 253 amino acids. Lineage: Eukaryota; Fungi; Ascomycota; Dothideomycetes; Mycosphaerellales; Mycosphaerellaceae.